Daucus carota subsp. sativus is the source of this 963-nucleotide messenger RNA. RefSeq lists its product as uncharacterized. NCBI's taxonomy places the organism in Eukaryota, Viridiplantae, Streptophyta, Magnoliopsida, Apiales, Apiaceae. The transcript has a single exon. Bases 1 to 963 code for a protein of 320 amino acids. The record is from RefSeq and is a predicted model, not a curated record.
AUGGUAAGUUUCCUGGAAGCCCAAGUUCCAAUGUUGACGGGCACAAAUUAUGAAUACUGGAGUAUCCAAAUGAAGGAAUUACUCGGUUUCUAUGAUAUUUGGGAUAUUGUCGAAAGCGGGUAUAAUGAGCACACAAAAGUUGCUGAAGUAGCCCUGUCAGAUGCCGAGAAGACGGCGUUAAAUGGGUGCAGGAGCAAAAAUAACAAGGCAUGUUUCAUGAUUUAUCAAGGUAUCGACGAAUCCACCUUUGAUAAUAUUGCACAUGAAAAAAAAGCAAAAGACGCAUGGGAGAUUCUACAUAAAUCAUUCCAGGGAGUCGAUAAAGAAGAAGAGGUGGAGCCUCAAGUAUUGCAUGGCGAGUUCGAGAAUAUGAAAAUGAAAAAUUCUGAAAAUAUUGAAGAAAAUGUUACGCGUUUGAAAACGGUGACAAGUGAAAUAAGAGGAAAUGGUGAAAGUCUUGAUGAUGUUCAAGUCAUGGAAAAGCUCCUUCCUCUAUUGACAACAAAAUUUGAUUGUAUCGUUAUAUUAACAGGGAAGACAAAGGAGUACUACUCUUCCAGAAUUUCAAGUGAUAAACUAGUAGAUUCUUUUCAAGUCCACAAGCAACGAAUGACUCGAUACGAGAAUCAAUCGGAAAAAAUACUAGAAAGUAAGGUAUCCGGCCAUUACAAUUCUAGCAGAAGCGGCUUUGUACGUGGAAAAGGUGGUUAUCAAGGCAGACAUAAAUGUGGAAGGAAACCGUUUGAGAGACGCCAGAAAAAUGAAGGUCACCGAUCAUUUGGUCGAGGUAAAAAUUUUAAAGGCUACAAGAAGAGAUACAAAAUUUUUAUAUGGCCUGACAAAUAUUAUCAUGAAGCUGAUAAGGUGGCAUAUAUUUCACAAAAUGGAAAAGAAGCUCGGGAUAGAAAUACGAGUUUGAGGGGGAGUGUUAGAAUUCAAACUCGUAUUAAUUAUAAUAACUAG